UGACAAUAGAACACUUCUAAAGAACAAAAGUAAAAAAAUAAUAUGUACGUGCGAAAAUAGGUUUUCCGAUAAAAGAUCAUCAUAGACCCAUGAAUUACUAAGCCGAAAUUAGUAAAUACUUUGUAAUCCUAUUGUAAUUGAGACGUGUAAUUGGUUGAUAGCGGCCGGUAUAUUGAAAUCAACGACAAUGUUGAUAGCAAAGCAAAUAAAACAUAUUUUAUAUUGCGUGGCGUUGUUGGAAAUAUGGGGGAGUGUGUUGUGUGUCUCAGAUCCAGGAAUCACUAAAUUCACCUUAGAGCCUAAUACUCCACCAGAGAGGGAAAUGAGGCCUUUGUUAGCCGACACUAAAAUAUAUGCCAAAAUGGAAUGUAUAAGUCUCUCUCAGUUUGAUAUAACAAUAACGGUUUCCCUGAUGGAACGCCAGUGCUGGUUCGAUGCCCCUAACAUUCAAAAAGCAUUUGAUGCUAUGGAAAAUCAGCAAAGGAAUCAAAAUCAAAGUAACCUAGUGGCUCGUAAACAUCAUAUAGAAGGAACAUGUCCUCACCAUUUGAUUAUAUUGGAAAUACCUAAUGAGACGGAGAGUGCCGUGGCCAAUGCAUUAAUUGCAGAUUCAGCGGUAACAACAAAAUCGGUAGAUUCCCCAAAGUUAAUUGCAAAAUCUCCAGCAGACACAAUGAAAAAUGCCAAACACCCAUUGUCGCCAACAAAUAAACCAUUAUACACUGUAUCUCAUGAUGGUAUCUAUGAGUUAACAAUUACUCUUGAGGCAAAGUCAUCGGAAAGCGUGGAAUUUACUGCUCCUGUUACUAUUGAAAUGCUGGGACCGUAUGGUUAUAUUUCAGCCACAGAUUUUCCUUUUCUUCCGUUCUAUGGCAUCAUGUGUAUAGUUUAUGUAAUAUUUGGCAUUAUUUGGUUAGCAGUUUCCUUUACACAAUGGCGUGAUUUAUUGCGUAUACAAUUUUGGAUAGGCGGUGUUAUAUUUCUGGGCAUGCUGGAGAAAGCAUUUUUCUAUGCCGAAUAUCAUUCUGUAAAUACCAGCGGAGUUUCCGUUCCCGGAGCUGAAUUAACAGCUGAGUUUGUGUCUUGUGCUAAAAGGACUUUGGCCCGUAUGCUAGUGAUAAUUAUGAGCUUAGGAUUUGGAAUUGUAAAACCUCGUUUGGGCCCAUUGCUGCAUCGCGUUGUUGGAGUGGGUCUGUUGUACUUCCUAUUGGCUUGUGUGGAAAGUUAUUUACGUGUUAUGCGCAAUAAACCGGAUAUACAAAAUGAACUUCUGGUGGCCAGUAUCCCACUAGCAGUUUUAGAUACUGGCAUCUGUUGGUGGAUAUUUACCUCUUUGGUACAAACCACACGUACACUUCGUUUGCGAAGAAAUAUGGUUAAACUCUCUUUGUAUAGACAUUUUACCAAUACUCUGAUAUUCUCCGUUAUUGCAUCCGUCAUAUUUAUGCUAUAUGCCCUUCGUCUACGUAAGGCGGAAAACUGCACUCCAGGUUGGCGUAAUAUAUGGAUCGAUACGGCAUUUUGGCAUAUUUUGUUCUCAGUUUUAUUGUUAGUCAUAAUGGUUUUAUGGCGUCCCACAAAUAAUAACCAGCGUUAUGCAUUUACACCCUUACUCGAUAAUCCAGAGGAUGAAGAUGAUGAAGAAGAAGAUCAGUUCGUCGCCGAUGUAUAUGGCGUUAAGAUGCGAGGAACCAACAGUAAUGGGGCAAAAACUCCACCUUCCAAAACGACAACCAAUGAAGAAGACGAUCUUCGUUGGGUGGAAGAGAAUAUACCCGAAUCUAUGGCCGAUGUGACGCUGCCUGCUCUGGAUUCCGACGAAGAAAUCAUCAAUACGAAAUUUGAAGUCUCGAAAAUGCAAUAAACGGGCAAGAGAAGCUGACUCGUACAGUGACAGAGAUACAUACUAUAAGUUAUGAAUACACAAUAAAAAGCACCUUAUUUAUUUUUGUUACAGAGAAUAAUUAUGACUGUUUUUGCUACUAUAGCAAUUUUUUUAGUUGUAUUGCACUGCUAUGUAUUUUUUUUUUUAUUGUUUGAAUGAAACAAAAAUGUGUAAUACAUAUAUGUCGGAAGUAACAAACAAGUACUGUACUGUGCUUAUCAUCAUGUUGUACCAACAGAAUGGCUAACUUUUUUCAGGCCAAGUAUUGUUGUCAGUAUCACACAUCUAACAUAAUUACAUUUUCAUUAUAUUUUUUUUUUGUUUCCAAAUUUUGCCAACACAAUUAGUUUUAAAUUUCAACAUAAAUUGCUGGUCAAUCGAAAUACUUAACUCUAACACUCAAACAAUGCACUCUUUCAAUGAAAUAAUGAAUCGCUUAAGCAACUCAUGCCCACAUAAUUUUGCUUCGUUUUUCUUAACUGUUCCUAUUAGCAAGCAGACGAAACACAAAAACCGAAAGACAUGAAAAAUCAGAAAACGAAAAAAUCCAAUAUUUUGGGAUGAGAGAGAACCAACCAAGAAAACACUGAAUAUGUAAAAUAUUGUAAAACCUAUUUUAUGUAUCGUUAGACUUUAAAGAUUUUUUAUAUGCUUAUCCUUUAGUCCACCUCCUCCUCCCGAUUUCCUCACUCACUCUUCUUGCUCUUUUUCUAGUAACAUACACCACAAUAUCAAACAAAUAUUCUUAGGUUUAAUGUAUAUGUAGAUAUAAUUAUUACGCUUUCGUAUUAAUCAAAGUAAUUCAUUCUAUUAGUAUAUGCUUUGUAAAUAUUUAUUGAAGAAAGAAGUGAAAACAAAAAUUGUCAUAAGUUUAAUAAAUAUUUCAAAUAUCUCUUAGGUGUGUAAAAACGUAAUCAAAGCUGAGACUUUGUUUGCUCUCGUUUUAAUUCCUCCUGCUCCUUGAUUGGUCUUACAUAGUUUCCAUUAAAAAAGGAAAAAAUUACAAAUAUUUAUAGUAGAAGUUGUAAUAGUAUCCAAUAAAAAGAAGAGAAAUGCGAUGU
This is a messenger RNA of Stomoxys calcitrans (stable fly), 2946 nucleotides long. RefSeq names its product transmembrane protein 87A. The coding region runs from base 188 to 1864 and encodes 558 amino acids. The record is from RefSeq and is a predicted model, not a curated record. The transcript has 10 exons. NCBI's taxonomy places the organism in Eukaryota, Metazoa, Arthropoda, Insecta, Diptera, Muscidae. Gene Ontology annotation, cellular component: membrane; Golgi apparatus. Gene Ontology annotation, biological process: retrograde transport, endosome to Golgi.